Molecule: messenger RNA, 615 nt
Organism: Wallemia ichthyophaga EXF-994
Lineage: Eukaryota; Fungi; Basidiomycota; Wallemiomycetes; Wallemiales; Wallemiaceae
Exons: 1
Coding region: 1-615 (204 amino acids)
Source: RefSeq, a predicted model, not a curated record
AUGAUUAUCAAUCCAAGACAGCAUCUCCACCUGCAUCGCAUGGACGAGCAGAAUGAGCACUUUGCCGUCCACACCCACCUCACGACGCUGAUGCAGUGCUGGGAAUGGCAAGCAGACUCCAAAGUGAAAGAAGAGGUUCAGAACAUGAGGCUCAGGUUGGCGAUAGUAAACCAUAGGGCACAGCGUCACAUUGCGAGCCACUCCUUGUUCUUCUCAAAGUGGAAACGUCUCGGUAUUUGCUGCAACCUGCGCAAGAAAUUGGUUGAACUCUUCCAGAUGACUUCGUGGAUUAACAGGACGAAAUUCGAAAAUCUCAUCCGUCUCCUCGCUGAACGUCUCGUCACCGAUUAUUGCAGACGCCAUUUUAGAUAUAUGCCACACGCUCACCACUGCAAUCUUAUGCAAAAAGCUACCAUGAAAUCCCUCCUUCUGCGAGCUAAGCAGAUAGCAAAAAGAAAAUCGCGCGCUAGAGACCCGAGGUUGGAACUUAAAAAAGGAACCAAGAUCAAGGGCGCUCUGAUGAGGUCUAUUAUGUUUAAAAAUGUUCCUCAGUACUUUGCCGCCGUUGGUAGCGCAGCUCCCAUCAUCCGCAUUACAGGCCAGAUCCCUUUUUAG